This is a messenger RNA of Acanthoscelides obtectus, 2115 nucleotides long. The record is from the annotation of a GenBank genome assembly. Lineage: Eukaryota; Metazoa; Arthropoda; Insecta; Coleoptera; Chrysomelidae.
AUUUUCAGGUGAGUAAGUUACUUUCACUUUCAUUUCUAUAUUUAUAGAGGAGGACCUACUUUUAGGGCCAACUGGGUAGACUCACGAUGAAAGGCCACAAUUUGAGUUUUUCAGAAAAAUCAGACUGUUCUUUGAGUGAAGAAUGGCAACAAAGGGCUGCGGAAGAACUUAAUGAAACACCUGAAGUUGUUGAAAGAGAGCUUCGUGCUCUGAAGGAAUUGGUUAAACAUGAUACCAAUUUGAGCGUCCCGGAAGGAGAUGACUUUCUAAUAAGGUUCCUGCGGGCGAGGAAGUUCGACAGCAAAAAAUCCUUUCACAUGAUUCAAAGGUACUUCCUGAUGAAACUGAAAUGCCCUGAAUUGUUUGAUUGCCCUUUGCCUUCCGAGUGUUUAGAUAUUUUCGAACUACAAGCACAAAACAUGCUUCCACGAAGAGAUAAGUUUGGAAGAAGGGUUUAUAUUAUUAAAAUAGAUAACUUCGACGCAGCGAAAACAACAAUAGAUGAGGUUUUCCGGCUAAACAUUUUGGCCAUGGAGCAAAUAGUUCGCGAGCCAGAGACGCAGGUAUCUGGAGUGUCGAUUCUCCUGGACAUGGCAGGUCUCAGCUUACAGCACAGCAAGUUUUUCACGCCUUAUUACGCACGUAGAACAGUUGAGCUGGUGCAGGAGACUUUCCCGCUUAGAUUCAAGAGUUUUCAUGUGGUCAACGAGCCUUUCUACUUUGACGCGAUUAUUGCGAUACUCAAGCCGUUCCUCAAGGAAAAGAUCAGGAAACGAAUCGUAAUGCACGGUACUGAUAUGACCUCCCUUCACGCUUUUAUACCAAGUGACAUCUUACCUGCUGAGUAUGGGGGUACUGCAGGCAACUUUAACAACCGAGAAUGGUACAUGCAACUCCUUGUAGAUGAGCAGUACUUCAGAGAUUUAAAAAGCUAUGGAUAUAAAAAUGAGGAUCUUACGAAAGAAUAAUAUUUUUAACCUACAACCCAUGAUUGCCUGGAGCCAAAAUUUAAUUUUUUUUUAGCCUGACAUGAGUAAAAACCCAUACAUGGUGUCUCAUUUUAACCCUUCCACUUAAACAUUUUGGAAACUGCGUAUUUUAGAGAAAAGGUGACCUUGCCUACAAAUUUCAAGGAAAUUUCAAGGUCAAACGAAUAUUUUUUGAAUUUUUCACAUUCAAAUUGAAAAGGGAAGCAAAUUUUGUGUCCGAACAUCAUCUUGACCAUGACCUUGGCCCUUCAAGGACAUGCAAGGUCAAAUCAAUGCACAGUUGUGGGGUUUGUGAGAUCACCCUAAGGUGACCUUGACUUUGUCAUUGAAAAAAAAACGGAAAUUUCACAUCCAAAUGUCGUGUCAAGCUUGAAUGCUAUUUGAGGUCAAGGUCACACUCAAACCUGAAAUUUUGUCGUUUUUCCAUUUCCAGUACAAAGACGAGAGGUUUCCUUUGGCAAUUUUGAACGCCAAGGUCAUGAUCAAGGUCACCUUUGGGUGAUCCCAACAAACCUCACAACAGUGCUAUCGAACAUUUUUGCUAGAGAAAUUGUUUUGAAGGUCUUGAUUUGACCUUGAAAUACCUUGAAAGCAAAAGUCAAAAUCAUGGCUAAGGUGAUUUUUGGACGUAAAAUUCACUCAGUUUUUCAAUUUCUAUGUGAAAAGAAAUUCCAUUUGAAAAUAAUCACUUGAAAUUGAAACGGCCUUGAAGGUCGUAACCAACGUCAUUUUCAAGGUCACCAUCAUUUUGCCUCAUCGUAACGCUACAACUUUUGUUUAAAAGUUUUUUUCUAGAAUUUGCAGUUUUGACAUAGGUGGGGAGGUUAAGAUGGGACACCGUGUAUAGCAAAAACAGGGAGCAAUUGUAACAUUAUUCAUCGGAAGUGUAUUAAAAAUCAAAAAUUUCCUUGAAAACAAUAAUAGAUAUACGCCAAAAAAACCUUUCAGCUUGAAAAAUGACAGAAGCACUGGUCAAAAAGUUGAAAAUAACCAAUAUGCUGGUUAGAAUGAGUCCGUACAUCCGUACAAGUCGUUAGAACGGUUCAACUUGACGUUAUAAGGUUAGAAAUGUAUAAUUCCCCUAGUCGUCGUAGUAAUGACGUUUCAAAUACGUCACUGAUAUCCA